Paraglomus brasilianum is the source of this 525-nucleotide messenger RNA. The record is from the annotation of a GenBank genome assembly. NCBI's taxonomy places the organism in Eukaryota, Fungi, Glomeromycota, Glomeromycetes, Paraglomerales, Paraglomeraceae.
AUGCCAAUAAUUCUCCUCAGUGAUGAGGCUUCGUGGCUGACUAGUGUGGGUUCUGAAGCUGAAAAGGAGGUCACAGAUGAAUUCAUCAGCAUGCUGUGGUCUCUUAAGGACCCUCAUCAAUACACACUAUAUUCUCUUGCAUUUGUCAGUACUGAAACAGAAAAAACUUUGUUGGCUGGCUGGUUUACCAAAGCAGAGGUCAAGGAGCUUUUUGAUCAAUUUGCUAUGGAUAUGGGCACCAGAUUCGAAUCAGCCAAUAUUUCAGCAGAUAUUUUUGAACUCACUCUUGGCCACAAAGGUCUCAUUGGUGCUUGUGGUUCCUAUAUUCAGCAAACAUAUGAAUAUCAAAACUCUCCCAUUAUAACAGCUGAUGACUGGAAGAAGACUACUAUUAUUGGUCUACAGAAAUAUAUUUGUGAAAUGCCACAUUAUAACUUAAUCAUGCAAUCUCUGGGCUCCCUUUCACCAGAAUGCACAUCUAUUCUUAAUAAGGUUCUUUGUUAUGGCACUAAGGAAGUUGAACUA